UUACGAAAAUUGCAGAUGCGCGUUAUUUCUUCAACCUUUUCUUGGUUUGCGUACAAGCGAAAGCAUCUCUCCUGCCAGUUUUUUUCUCUUCUUUCUCCUCCUUAAUGGAUUUGGAUAUGCCCUUUUCUUUACCAGAGCUUUGACUUUGAUCUUCGCCGUCCUCGAUCUGAGAAUUUAAACGAAUUCAAGCCUAUAUUUGGGAUUUGGGCAUUGGGAUUGAGGAUUUCUUGUAUUUAUGAAGUGAUAGAAUCUGUGUUCAGAGAGUUAGGGUUUAGGGAGAGAGAGCAUGAUCGUUUACUUGUUUGAUCUCUCUGUGAAUAGGGUUCGGGUUUUUGGGUUGUAGCAUGUGAAAAAGUGAUGGGGUCUCGAAAGCGUGCUUCUCGCUCAUCUGGCAGCACAUCGUCGUCUGAACACACGGAGGAAUCCAUUGCCGGUGGGCAUCGUUGGUUUUGAUGGUUUACUGCUGAUAUUUUAUUAUAUUAAAUAUGACUUCGGAAGAAGCACCAAAUGGACUUGGAAAAUCUUACGCUGACAAAAAAUCCAUUCAAGACCUUGAAGCUUUUUUUUUUGGCAACUGUGCAAUAUCUGAUGCAAUCAAUAGCUUAUGUUUUUACGAAAGGAGUUUGGUUAAUUCUUUUGAUAAUACUGGGAGUGUUUUUUGUGCUCCUCCUCUUGACAGUGAAUGGACCUCAUGAGAAGCAUCUUCAGGAAGCUCUGGCCUAUCUCCGGUUUGGACUGUGGUGGGUGGCACUUGGUGUGGCAUCAUCCAUUGGACUGGGUUCUGGCUUGCAUACAUUUGUGAUCUACCUGGGACCCCACAUUGCGUUCUUUACAAGAAAAGCGAUGCAGUGUGGCCGAGUUGAUCUCAAGUCUGCUCCUUAUGACACCAUACAAUUAAAGAGAGGCCCUUCAUGGCUUAUAAAAGAUUGUUCUGAAUAUGGCCCACCAAUUUUUCCAUCCCUGAGCGACUCACUUAUACGAGUUCCACUUAGCAGUAUAUUGCCUCAGGUCCAAUUGGAAGCCAUUCUGUGGGGCAUUGGAACUGCUCUUGGGGAGCUUCCUCCUUAUUUUAUCUCCAGAGCAGCACACAUGUCAGGUAGCAAAUUGGAAGCUAUGGAAGAAUUAGAUAAAGAAUUGGAUGCUUCUUCAAAAGGACAUGAUGGAAUCAUAUCAGCGUAUCUGACAAAAAUUAAGCGCCGGCUACUCUCACACGCACAGCAUUUGAAUUUCUUUUCUAUCCUAGUACUUGCUUCGGUGCCAAAUCCAUUGUUCGAUCUUGCAGGUAUCAUGUGUGGGCAGUUUGGGAUUCCUUUUUGGGAGUUCUUUUUCGCCACUUUGAUAGGGAAGGCAAUCAUCAAGACCCACAUACAGACGGUUUUCAUCAUCUCAAUUUGUAAUAAUCAACUUCUGGAGUGGGUGGAGAAUGAGCUGCUAUGGGUGCUGAGCCUGAUACCUGGAAUGUCCUCUAUUCUGCCUGAACUCCUUGCCAAGUUGCAUAAGAUGAAGGAUAAGUAUUUAACAGCUCCUGUUGCUUCAAAUAUUAAGGGGAAGCGAUGGGAUUUGUCCUUCACAACAAUCUGGAACACAUUCAUCUUGCUCAUGCUUAUGAACUUCUUUGUGAAGAUAGUGACUGCUACAGCACGAAAGUUUCUCAAAGAGCAACAGGAGAGGGAGAUUGCCCUCUUGACAGAGGAGCCGUUGUCAAAACUUUCCAAUGGUACAACCAAAUGAGUAUAUGUUUAGAAAAUCUCUGUUUUCCGUUUUUAGGAGCCCAACUAUUGAUAACUCGGUGAUAGUCAAAUAUCACUGUCACCAUACAAGCCCAAAUCCCCCUGAUUUGUGCUACAUAGAAACCAUAGAAAAGGGCAAAGAGGGCAAAAAAAUGGAUGCGCUUCUUUUGUGCUUGCUGGGUUUUUGGUAGUUCAGCGUCUAUUUAAGAGCCACGAAUUUGACAUUUUCUUGUUGGGGAUUAAAUUUAUUGAAUGGGGCUUUUGUAAUAUCAUCCAUUUGCAAUAUGAAUUUCCAUUUCUCUGUUGGGCU
This is a messenger RNA of Amborella trichopoda, 2040 nucleotides long. RefSeq names its product SNARE associated Golgi protein family (gene KMS1). The record is from RefSeq and is a predicted model, not a curated record. NCBI's taxonomy places the organism in Eukaryota, Viridiplantae, Streptophyta, Magnoliopsida, Amborellales, Amborellaceae.